Messenger RNA from Seminavis robusta, 1071 nucleotides. Lineage: Eukaryota; Bacillariophyta; Bacillariophyceae; Naviculales; Naviculaceae. The record is from the annotation of a GenBank genome assembly.
AUGCCUUCGUUCGUGGAGCUUCCCAGCUCAAGCACUACUGGUACAGAGUCUCCUGAAGACUUGGCGACAGUACCAACAGAAGCGGUGCACGGUCCUGGUUUCGUAGAAGAGAAAGAUGUGGAGUCUCCGGUUGCAAACUUGCCACUUGGCUCGCCAGCUCCAUCUCACCCCACUACGAGCACAAACGAAACCGUUCCGGCAGCAUCGGAAGAUACGAUUGUGUCGUGUGGUGGCGAUGCUACUCUCGUGAGAGCAGAGACGAUUGUGUUCACGUACGCUCUCGAAACGAGCACAAAUGGACUAGCCGCCGUGGAGUUUGUAAGAAAGGAAAUGGAGCGGGCGUUGGCGAGGGAUAUUGCCAACCUUCUCCUGCCGUGUGACGUGGACAUUGUGCAAGCGGACAAUGCAUUAGGGUUUGAAGCUGUCGACCAUGUCCCGGAGGAUAGUUUCUCCGAGGAAGGUGACUGCGACGCAGUUGUGGACACUAGACAUGCCUGCACAGUGUUUGACGGUAUUUUGACAGUCUAUAUCUCGCCAGAAGCGGACUUUGAACUUGCCAGAUAUUACACAUUGACAGCCAUCCGUGAGACGAUUUCAUUGCUCGACGCCCAGAUCAAUGAUCUAGAACGAGCGGCUUAUCUUGGCCCAGAAAUCGUGAACCCUAUUGCAUUCGGUGAUUCCGAGGAAGCACCCCAGAACAUUGCUCCAGGCCCCAAUAACAUCAACGCAUCCCUUGUCCUGUUUGCCGUUGGUGGCUGUGCCUUCGCGGCCUCUGUCGGCUUAGUUUACUAUUUACGAAGGCAUGGAACUUCUUCAUCGUCGUUUGGAGCGGCAACACAUGCUGCGGGAUUUGAUCAAGAUGGCAACAUGAGUGCGAUUUUGGAGCUAGACGAUGAAUCUGCAACUCAGAGAUCUGGCGUGGUGUCCGAAUCAGGGUACACCACUGACGAGGAUGGAUCGACUGCCAUUUCAAUGGAUGGGACCGCAUCUCUGAAUCGUCUUAACUCGCCAAUGCUUGGCGCAAGAAAGCGAUAUGAUACAUCAAUGGAUUCCCUGCUCGAAUUGAUGUAA